UAUCGGAAGAUUAACUACUAUCUCUGCUACACUUUUUACAGCCAAUUAGUAUUUAUGACAGAUUGGUGGUCUGGGACAAGAAUAAUGAUGUACAUAGAUAAAGUAGAGUUUGAGAAAUAUUAUGGGAAAGAGCAUGGAUAUUUAUUAAUGAAUCAUACCUAUGAAAUAGAUUGGCUUAUUGGGUGGAGUUUUUGUGAACGUCUUGGAACACUUGGUAAUUGCAAAGCAUAUGCCAAGAAGUCGAUACAGUAUAUCCCAACAUUAGGUUGGGCAUGGAAAUUUGCAGAAAGUAUAUUUCUAGAUAGAAGUUGGGAUAAAGAUAAACGAAUAAUUGGUUCUCAAAUUGAAGAACUUGGAAAUUACCCUGAUGUUAUAUGGUUACUUUUAAAUGCCGAAGGAACACGUUUUACGGCAAAGAAAUUAGAAGCAAGUCAGAAGUUUGCUCGAGAAAAGGGUCUUCCAGUAUUAAAAUACCAUUUAACUCCACGAACAAAGGGUUUCACAGCAAGUAUACAACACAUGCGUGGUAAAAUUCCCGCAAUUUAUAAUGUACAAAUAAAUUUUAAAGCCGACGAUCCAGUAAAGCCAACGAUUAAAAAUUUAUUAUUGGGCAAAUCAGUUGUUGCUCAUUUGUACAUACAAAGGAUUCCUUUGGAGGAUGUGCCAGAAACUGAUGAAGCUGCAGCUGAAUGGCUUCACAAACUUUACCAAACAAAGGAUCGUAUGGCAGAAAGUUUCAUAAAUACUGGUGACUUCUUUGCCACAAGUGGCGUUCCCAGAACAGAUUGUUUUGAAGUGAAUAGGAGACCUUAUACUUUACUAAAUACAAUUUUCUGGGCAUUCAUAGUAUUAGUACCAAUGCUUUAUUAUUUAGUCAAUCUUUUCUUGUCUGGUUCAACCGUUUACUUUUCCAUUGGUGUGGGUAUUAUUUUCUUGUUUUACCUACUUAUGCACAAAACGAUAGGAAUGUCUGAAAUAAGCAAAAGCUCAUCUUACGGUGCGGAUGAUAAAAAAUUGAAGUAACAAAAGGAGGAGAAAAUAACAAAAGGAAUACAUCGUGAAAAAAGUUGAUAUGUUUCUAGGGGCCAUUUCUAAAAAGUAUUAUUCAAUUUUUUUUUACGUAUUGUAUUCCACGUGAUUUUCCCGGUACAAAUCACAUCACGCGCAAUGUUUUUAAUGACCUGCGAAAGUAUUUAAGUUUUAUCAUUGUUGAUUAUUCCCUUUCAUUUUGUUAAAUCUAUACAAUGUACAUUGUAUCGUUGAUACAUGUUAUAGUUCUAUUAUUUGUAUUUGGAUGUGGUUUCUUUUGUUCAAAAAGGUUUAUUUGGGAAUCUUUAGUUCUAUAUGUGUGUCACAUUAAUUAUAAAAGUAUUAAGCCGAUUAUUUCUACGCUUUUUGAUAAUUUCCUUCAAUAUUUCAGUAAUUUUUACUUUUAAGAAUUUUAUAGAAUCCUUUAUUUGCUGUUAGAAAGGUUUCAGAAGUAUGUACACUGCGAAACGAUUUAUAAAUUAUCAAAUUAUGAUUUGUGUAAAAGAUAAAGAUUUAAAGAUUACACAGAGAAGUAAAUGAAAGUCCGAACUGAAAAUUAUUCGACGUAAUCAUUAAGAAUACGGCCUGAAAUACACGAGCAUUUUACACACAGUAUGCUAUUGUUAUUUGAAUGCAUUCGAUGUUCCUUAAUUAUACUGCAUUAUACUGUUAGCACAUUUUCCGCUGUGUAAUAUCGGCGCAGCUUGUUACAUGUAAUCAAUCGCGCUGAAAAUCAGAACGCAUUCAAAGGGAAGGUGCAAGUCAUUUUUUAUUACGUCAUAUCGUUCCUCAGCAUGCAGCAUGUUGCACACUGCUUAUUACCGUCUCAUUCGUAUAGACGAUAUAAAAAUGUUGGUAAUAUUAAAACAUUGUACGUCUAAUAACAUCAAGAAAAAAAAUACUCGUGUUCUUCAGUCCCACGCGAAUGACUUCAUUUAUAUUUGACUCUACCUGAUCUAUUUAUUUCAAGAUUAUUUAUAUUUUAUAAAAAAAUGUCAACACCUAAAAUUGAAUAUUCAUUAUUCAAACAAGAUCAAUAAAAAUUAAUUAAGGUAUGUAUGUUACCUUAACUUUUUUAAUUAAACUAUUUUUGUAAUCUGAUGUAUAUGUUAUGAGUGUGAAUGUAAUGCUUAUACAGAAAUACAUAUAUUCCCUUGUA
This is a messenger RNA of Megalopta genalis, 2188 nucleotides long. RefSeq names its product 1-acyl-sn-glycerol-3-phosphate acyltransferase gamma. Lineage: Eukaryota; Metazoa; Arthropoda; Insecta; Hymenoptera; Halictidae. Gene Ontology annotation, cellular component: endomembrane system. The record is from RefSeq and is a predicted model, not a curated record. Gene Ontology annotation, molecular function: 1-acylglycerol-3-phosphate O-acyltransferase activity.